ACAGGAAACAGAUAGAAACAGAUAGAAACAGUAAAGGUUAAUUGUGCAGGUGAGGAACAUGAGAAAGAGGCAGCAGCCUGCAGGCAAUAACUAGAUCCUCAGUCAGGUCAGAAACUCAAGCAUCUGUCGACGCAUCCAGCCCGGUGUAUAUAAGCCUGAGCCAGCUGUCAUCAGCCACCACAAAGCCUGAGAACUGCUUUUGCCGCUGCUGCUGCUUUGGACCUGCACGGAGAGGACACUACCGAGCCAACAGCGGAGCAACAUGUCGCUCACCUCCAUCCUAUCAGCUGAGGCCAUUGAAAAGGCUGUCAUGGACUGUCAAGUUCCGGACUCAUUCUGCCACAAGAAGUUCUUCAGUCUGUGUGGCCUGUCCUCAAAGACGCCCAAGGAGGUCCAAGAUGUCUUCCAGAUCCUCGACGAUGACAAAAGCGGCUUCAUCGAGGAGUCUGAGCUCAAGUACUUCCUGCAGCGGUUCGUCCCCGGGGCACGGACACUGACUGAGGCAGAAACCAAGAGCUUCAUCUCAGCAGCUGAUGGUGACAGUGAUGGCAAAGUUGGAGUAGAGGAGUUCCGUUCUUUGGUGCAGUCCUGAGUUUUGCAGAUAAAGAGAUAAAGAGAGCUCAAGUCUUCAGUCAACCCCCACCUCCCAUCUCUGGAGUCACAUGAUCCCAACCUCCAUUCAGGGAUUUCUUUUCUACUGAAUUUGGUGUGUGUUCAUUGUUUUUAAAGGACCAUUUAAAGACAAUAGACUUUUAAUUUGUCUUUCCACUGUGUUGGUCCAUGUUUUCCUGUCUGUGCACAUUCAAUAUCUGAUAUGAAUAAACACGUGGAAACAUA
Messenger RNA from Scophthalmus maximus (turbot), 837 nucleotides. It is a transcript of the gene pvalb9, whose product is annotated as parvalbumin 9. NCBI's taxonomy places the organism in Eukaryota, Metazoa, Chordata, Actinopteri, Pleuronectiformes, Scophthalmidae. Gene Ontology annotation, cellular component: nucleus; cytoplasm. The record is from RefSeq and is a predicted model, not a curated record. Bases 263 to 592 code for a protein of 109 amino acids. Gene Ontology annotation, molecular function: calcium ion binding. The transcript has 5 exons.